AUGGACCGCUCCGGGCGGCGGCAUCGCGUGCACCGCCGGAGCAUGUGCGGUGUCGGCUGUGCAGUGACGCAGCCCGGAUGGGACGUGUGCGUGUGGCAGCUUGGGUGUGAGCUCACGGUUCGCUUCCCGGGAGCUGGCAAGCGUGAGCAGGUUGCAGGGAGAGCGCGGUACCGCGCCGCCGGCACAAGUGCUUCUGCACCUCAUCAGGUCCCGGUGUGUCUUGGCAGCCCGUUCCCGUGCUUGGGCUCCUGCGGUGGGAGCAGGCCAGCCCCGGUGUCGCAUGGACCGCUCCGGGCGGCAGCAUCGCGGCAGCACCGCCGGCACAAGUGCUUCUGCACCUAUCUGACGCUUCUCCGUGGCAGGUGGUUCUGUAACCAUCUUCCAACGCUUUUCCAGCGGCUGAGGCUCUCGGAGUUUGGUGAUCUGGACAUCCUUAUAUCAGAAGGGGUGCCUCUCUCGGAGCCUUCCCCGAGCUCUGUGCCUGAAGAGAACGCAGAAAUCACCCUGGAUGUGUCGUUAGCGUAUCGUGACAACACGUUUGAUGAUUGGAAAGAAAUAGCGCACGCCAUAGAGAUCAGGAAGCUGAAAUGCACCUUCGGCUCACCAAAAACGCUGGAGUCUGAGGGCCGUCACUACGACUGCGACUUCCUGCCCUUCAUGGAGAUCGGCAGCGUGGCUCACAAGUACUACCUCAUCAACAUCCGCCUCCCUGUGAACGAGAGGAAGGGCAUCAACGUGGGCAUCGGGGAAAUCAAGGAUAUCCGCCUCGUGGGUAUCCAUCAAAACGGAGGCUUCACAAAAGUGUGGUUUGCCAUGAAGACCUUCCUCACCCCCAGCAUUUUAAUUAUCAUGGUCUGGUACUGGAGACGGAUCACGCUGAUGACACGUGCUCCUGUCCUGCUGGAGAAGGUCAUCUUUGCUCUGGGAAUUUCCAUGACGUUCAUUAACAUCCCCGUGGAGUGGUUUUCCAUCGGAUUUGACUGGACGUGGAUGUUGCUCUUCGGGGACAUUCGACAAGGCAUUUUCUAUGCCAUGCUCCUGUCGUUUUGGAUCAUCUUCUGCGGAGAGCACAUGAUGGACCAGAACGAGCGGAAUCGUCUCUCGGGGUACUGGAAGCAGGUUGGACCCAUAGCUGUUGGCUCCUUCUGCCUCUUCAUCUUCGACAUGUGCGAGAGGGGAGUGCAGCUGAAGAACCCCUUCUACAGCAUCUGGACCACCGAAGUUGGCACGGAGCUGGCUAUGGCCUUUAUUAUAGUCGCAGGAAUCUGCUUGUGUCUCUAUUUUCUCUUCCUGUGUUUUAUGGUCUUCCAAGUGUUCAGAAACAUCAGUGGAAAGCAGUCAAGCCUCCCAGCCAUGAGCAAGGCUCGCCGCCUUCACUACGAGGGGCUGAUCUUUAGGUUCAAGUUCCUGAUGCUCAUUACUCUGGCCUGUGCGGCGAUGACUGUCAUCUUCUUCAUCGUGAGCCAGGUACUGCCCUUCACGUGGCAAUCUUCGCUGAACACGUCAGUGUGGCAGGG
Molecule: messenger RNA, 1517 nt
Organism: Eurypyga helias (sunbittern)
Lineage: Eukaryota; Metazoa; Chordata; Aves; Eurypygiformes; Eurypygidae
Gene: WLS
Product: wntless Wnt ligand secretion mediator
Exons: 10
Biological process (GO): Wnt protein secretion; Wnt signaling pathway; intracellular protein transport
Cellular component (GO): organelle membrane; endomembrane system
Molecular function (GO): Wnt-protein binding
Source: RefSeq, a predicted model, not a curated record